Messenger RNA from Daldinia decipiens, 1356 nucleotides. Its product is annotated as Gti1/Pac2 family-domain-containing protein. Lineage: Eukaryota; Fungi; Ascomycota; Sordariomycetes; Xylariales; Hypoxylaceae. The record is from RefSeq and is a predicted model, not a curated record. The coding region runs from base 1 to 1356 and encodes 451 amino acids. Gene Ontology annotation, molecular function: DNA binding. The transcript has a single exon.
AUGGAGACUUAUCGCGGAUACGUACGAACACCCGCAGAUGCAAUCAAGCUCUUUGAAGCUUGUAGGCUGGGUUUACUGCCUCGAGUACAAAGACGAUUAUCGGAGAAAGAACGGCAGUCCAUCACAUCUGGCUCAGUUUUUGUAUGGGAUGAGAGGGAAGCUGGUAUGCGCAGGUGGACCGACGGGAAAUCUUGGAGUGCGAGCAGGGUUUCCGGUAGCUUUCUCACGUAUAGAGAGAUGGAGGGUAAACGAGGCACCACAUUCGGUACAACGCGACGAAGUAACGGAAGGACACCUGAUAGCGGUCGACUUAGCGAGGAAGACCAGGAUGGUGAGCCAGAGGGUUAUAGAUACAAGGCGGAUGGUUUGAUGAAGCAGUCAUUUAGCAUAACGACGUCGCAGGGCCAGCACCUUCACUUGAUCUCAUAUUACUCCCGACCACACGCUGGAGCCGGCGAUUUGCUUCAGCCAACCACGGAUCCUCAACUACGACAUAUUAUCCCCGUAAAGGGCAUGUAUCCCGAAUCAAGCCUUCACGAGACAAACCCGCCUGCUUUAACAAGGACACCUAUGCAGCCGUACACCACUCACAAUGGUAGUCUUGAGCAGCAACCCUAUAACAACUAUCACGGCGCAUGGAACCAACAGCCAUGGCAAGGCCAAUGGCCACCCUCACCUAAUCAGACUCCUCCCUUUAUGCAAGGGAAGCUGACACCAGAGAUAAAGCACCAGGUUCGACCUCAACCGCAGCAGCCUCCUCCAAGGCCACAUCAACUACCCCCGCUACCGCCAACUUCAGCGCCUUCCGCCCAGGCUCCCAUUUAUCCCAAAGGUCUUACCUACGAGAGUGAUCGACUACCUCCGCCUACUCUAGCCAGGCAUUACCCAGUACCUGGGCGAGCCCCAAGCCUCUCUCCGCAAUCCCAACAUCUUCAAAUUCAAGCUGCGCAGGCCGCUCAGGCUGCACAAGCCGCGAAAGCUGCGCAAGCCGUGCAAGCCGUUAUAGAUCCCCGCCUAUCAGCAACAAGCGCACGCAAUCCACAGGGUCCACUUCCCGCGAUACCUACAGCAUCUCGAGGGUUGACGCCCCCAAGAAAUCAUUCUGUUUCGCCGCCAAGGCAAAUGACUUCGGAGAGCGCUAAUGGCAAUGCAAACAAAGCCAGCUUAUCGGCGCUUCUUAACCGGACACCAGCUAACUCGGAACCAAAUAGCGCAAACCCGGGUAGUAAUAAUAGCGCGGGCAGUUCACCCCGAGCUCUCCCAGCGGGAGCAUCUGGUGUACCGACACCCACAGAUAUGUUUAGAGGAGAGGAUAAUCGAGCAAUACAAUCUCUUAAUCGCAAAUUUUACCUUUGA